Messenger RNA from Cetraspora pellucida, 1557 nucleotides. The record is from the annotation of a GenBank genome assembly. Lineage: Eukaryota; Fungi; Glomeromycota; Glomeromycetes; Diversisporales; Gigasporaceae.
AUGCCUCGAAUUUAUACAUUGUCAGAUAUAGGUGAAGGCAAUCGAGAAAUUGCUAUAGAGUGUGGCAAUCGACUUGCCAAUAAAUGUUCUAUCUUAGAUAAAGACAAUAAGCAUAUACAACAGUUAGAUACUUUAACAUCUCAAAUUAACCAAUUACAGAUUUCUAAUACUAAAUAUGGAGCCAAGGAUAUCAUUCGAUUGAAAAAAAUAAAAUCACUCCAGUCAAUGAACAAAAUAUUAAAAAGUAAGUUAGUGUCAGCUCAGAAGGAUGCAUUCUCAACUCAGAAAGAGAUAGUAAAAAAAGAAUCUGAGAUCAUAUCUCUCAAGUCUGAAUUAACAAAUAUAAAGAAUGAACUAAUGAAUACAAAAGAUGAAUUAGCUUCAAAAAUUAAAAAAAUUAAGUAUUUAGUCACUUUACACUCUGUUUCACAGAAAACAAAGGAUAUAUUAGAUCCUGUAGAGUCGAAGACUCAUUGCUCUGCAAUAGUUAUAGGAGGUGAGGAAAAAAAUAUGCAAAGCGAGGAACAAAGUUUCAUAUUAAAUUCUAGAAAUACAUCUGAAUCUAGACCUGAAGGGUCAUUGCUUUGCAGGCCCUUUAAGGGUGACUCUUCGAGUCAUAAAAGUCUUGCAAAAUAUUUUAAAAGUAAAACAUUACCAAUUAUCACAAAUAAUCAGAAUUCAGAGUCAUUGAUUCAAGAUAUUACAAAUAAGCAGAAUCCGGAGUCAUUGAUUCAAGAUAUUACAAAUAAGCAGAAACCGGAGUCUUUGAUUCAAGAUAUUACAAUAAAAGAGACAAGUGAAGGCACUAAUGUGCCUAAACCGAUCAUGAACGAACAAAGUGAAGAAGCAGUGCUUCAAGUUUUCAAUUCAUCUGAUAUACAAAAAAAAUCAAAAGAAAGAACUAUUGCAGAACAAGCCUAUAUAGAUGAAGCUAAUAAACAUGAAUCAAUUCGAAAUGUUGGAUAUCCAGCAAUGUCAUGGCCUUUCAGUAAAGUAUUUACUAGUAUAAGUGGUAAAGGUAAGACAAAUAUAGUUGGAAAUCUUGUUCUGGAAGAUAAAGCUGAAAAUAUAUACAAAGGUAAUCCUAAAGCACCUUACUAUGAAAAUAUAAGAUUUAAAUAUAUCUUAUCUGAAAAAAUUCCUAGUAUAAAAUCAUUUUCUUCAGAGAGGAGUAUUGUAAUUAUUUUUGAGGAUUUAUAUGUAGCCCCCAAUUCAAUUUACAUAACGCAAAAAUAUCAUCAUGUCCCAAUAAUUAUUCGUGAAAAUCUUACCCACUUAGUUAUAUUUAAUGGGGGCAGUAGUUAUCAGGAUGUGUCCAAAAUAAUUGGACGAUAUACUGAUAAUGUUAAGAAUGCAUCAAUGGUUAUUAAUAGUUAUCUUCGAAAAAAUGAAUUUAUUGUAUUUGAUCUUACUAGGUCAGAGGAUGAUCCAUUAGCAAUUUGUUUAAGAUUUGAUACUCCACUGGAUUUGCAUAAAGAGAUAGAGUUAUGUCAAAAGCACAAGAUAAAAAAUGCAUUGCCAGCUGAGCCCAAAAAAACUGAAAAAUUGAAUAAAUAA